Linum tenue is the source of this 1618-nucleotide messenger RNA. Lineage: Eukaryota; Viridiplantae; Streptophyta; Magnoliopsida; Malpighiales; Linaceae. The record is from the annotation of a GenBank genome assembly.
AUGAAGUGCUUCCACUUCUCCAACGGGGAGAGGCGCGGCGGGGUAGGCGGCGGCGACAACGAAGGCGAGGGAAGUGGCAGUGGCAGCGGGAGCGGCGUCGCUUCUUCCAGGACCUCCAGGGUGUCGUGGGCCAGGUCGCUGAGCGUCGCCUCCGGUAACGUCGACACCAGGAGAGGGUCUGACUUGUACUGCUACUCGUCCAGGGAUUUGUCGGAAUCGGUCGCCUUCUACGAUUUCCUCUCCCAGCGGCGAGCCAACGAUUUGCACGUCUUCUCCUUCGCCGAGCUCAAAUUGGCCACCAAAGGGUUCAACAGGUCGCUCUUGGUUGGGGAAGGCGGCUUCGGCUGUGUUUAUCGCGGCGUCGUUAGGGUUCCCUGCGUCGGCGACGACGACGAUGGCGAGGCCGAGCUCAUGGAUGUUGCUAUCAAACAGUUGAAUCGUCAUGGUUUCCAGGCAUGCCCCUUGUUUUCUGGGCACAAGGAAUGGAUCAAUGAAGUGAAUUUCCUGGGCGUGGUGGAUCAUCCUAAUCUAGUGAAGCUGGUGGGUUAUUGCGCUGAAGACGAUGAAAGAGGGAUGCAGCGGCUUUUGGUCUACGAGCUCAUGCGCAACAAGAGCUUGGAAGAUCAUCUCUUGGCCCGAGUCGCGUCGCCUCUCCCCUUGAUCACUAGAUUGAAGAUUGCCCAAGAUGCAGCCCGCGGAUUAGCUUACCUACACGAGGAAAUGGAUUUUCAGCUUAUAUUUCGAGAUUUCAAAGCGUCAAACAUCCUACUAGAUGAAGAUUUCAAUGCCAAGCUCUCAGACUUUGGUCUAGCUAGACAGGGUCCCCCUGAAGGUCUCAGCCAUGUUUCAACAUCGGUUGUUGGCACAGUUGGAUAUGCAGCUCCAGAGUAUGUUCAGACUGGGAGGCUGACUGCAAAGAGUGAUGUGUGGAGCUUUGGAGUAGUUCUAUACGAGCUUAUCACGGGCAGGCGGGUUAUGGAGAGAAACCUUCCAAGGGGAGAACAAAAGCUUCUGGAGUGGGUAAGACCUUACGUAUCUGAUUCUAGGAAGUUCCAUCUCAUUGUAGACCCCCGGCUCGAAGGGAACUACUGCCUUAGAUCGGCACAGAAAGUCUCAGCCUUAGCAAACAAAUGUCUGAGCAAACAGCCCAAGUCCCGGCCUAGAAUGAGCGAGGUAGUAGAGUUGUUGGGGAACAUCAUCAGUGACAUAUCACCAUGCGAAGAAGAGCCGGCAGAAUCCGAAAAUGUUAAAGAGGUAGAAGAGAACCCGAAAGAGGGUGACCCAGAGCUCACCAAGAGCAGCAGACACAGCUAUCUGAAGAAGGUUUUGGAUAUGAGAGAGUUGAAGAGCUUCAGGAACAGAUCGCUUGGCAGACUUGAUUGGAGGAACUGGACUCCCGGUCUCAUUAGAACUUCAUCAUGAUCUGGGGAAUAUAAGAUCUCCCAUUGUCCAUGCAAGCCAACAGAAAUGUGGAAGUUGCGAUUCUGCCUUCAGUUCUGAUUUGGCAAUGAAACAAUAGUGAAUUGAGUAGUGCAAAAAGCCUACUACUUCUCGGCUAUUAGAUUGUAGUCUUAUGUAUAUAUAUAUAUAUAUGGUUGAGAGUUGAUCUUCACUGGUU